Arthroderma uncinatum is the source of this 2475-nucleotide messenger RNA. RefSeq lists its product as uncharacterized. The transcript is spliced from 2 exons. NCBI's taxonomy places the organism in Eukaryota, Fungi, Ascomycota, Eurotiomycetes, Onygenales, Arthrodermataceae. The record is from RefSeq and is a predicted model, not a curated record. Bases 1 to 2475 code for a protein of 824 amino acids.
AUGUCGUUUUUUGAACAGUAUACAUCCUCGUCCUCGUCGUCUCCUGCUUUACUCCCUCGACCCCAGACCUCGUCACAGCCCUCAACUUCCCAAUGGUAUCAUGAGCAGAUCUUGCGGGAGCUACCUUUCAUGUCAACCUCCACAAGCCGAUCAGGGAGUCCAUCACGCACUCGCAACAACGUCGGCACGCAAAGUCCAAAACGUCUGUCUGUUCUUGGCCUGCGUUCCCGCAGUAAUACUGGAAACUCGAACACUUCCUCGAGUAUAUCCCCUGCCUCAUCUAUGACAUCUUCUGGCGAGCAAUCUUCGAAACGUUCCUCCCACGACGGUAGCAAGGGUGCGUUUGAUUUCGUCCUCCCACUAGAGAAGGAGGAGAGCUCGGGCAAGUCGUUCUUCUCGCGCGGCAAUCGCAUCCUCAGACGCCAGGGAAGCAAGUUUAACCUUUCAGACACACUCACCGUGGACGAAGAGGACGAAAUGUCGAGCGACCAAGUCUGGUAUGGCGAGAAGGAGAAGGAGAGAGAGAAACAGAAGAGUAAGCGGGAGCGGCCAGCCGUCCUCCGUCGUAUGCAUCGACAGAGAAACAGUGACGCACAUGCAACUCUCAAAAGCAGUAUCUCGGAGCCCUUUCAUUUUCAACAUAUUACUCACACCAGCCGUGGGCAAUUACCACCUAUUGAGCUCACUCAUCCGCACGACCUCGCCACAGAAUUCUCUAUUAUCCGCGCUUCCCAACGACCGAACUCUGAGCUGAAGGGUAUACACGCUCAGAACCUUUCAUAUCGACCUUAUACCGCCGAAGAGGAAUCAGACUGGAGCCUCGAUACCCUCGCCCCCGAUGCCCCGUCCCUUUUUACCCGUAGCCCUCCAGGUUCACCGAUCUCGACGAUCCACGUCUCCCCCGAGAGCAGGCCACUCAGGAGAACAUCACAUUCAGUUGAGAACUUCUCUCGACCUGUUUCUAGGAUCGUACGGCAACCAUUCGCUCCUACCAUGAUACCUCCGCCGAGGAGGUCUUCGAGGAUGGCAACAAACCCCGAAUACGCCCGCCGUGCAAACAACUCUGUCGAUGGACUCAUGGGAUUGAACGGUCUGUCCCUGUCUCCGGUAGAGGACGCCCCGGUCGAAGAUGCUGUUGGGUAUGCGGUGUCGCCGUUGGAACCGGAGCCUGUCGCAGAACCGGCUGAAGAAAUAGGUCGUGCAUUUAGCCCCGAUGAGCAUAACGCAUCGUCUACCAAGCCAUCGCCGCUUAUCCGUUUAGACGGCGUUCCUGAAGAGGAUGAGAACUCCUCCGUCCGCAGUAGCCAUGUCAUAGCUUUCGACCCAACUCCCUACCAAUCCGAACCUGAACCCGAGGCUCGCUCUGAAUCGAAAAAGCCAACAAUUUUGCUGGCCCCCCUCCAAGAAACACGCUUCGACUAUGAAGAUAUGCACUCUCCCGUCAUUCCUUCCCAUCGACAAGGCAAUUCUCCACUACCAGCUGGCCCCAACAGUCCUGCCGAGGCAGUUGGAAUGCAUGCUUCCAAUGCGUCCUGGGAGGCCGAUAUCGACUAUUGCUACGAGCAUGCCGCCGAAUCAAAUUCGAAUUUCGACUGGCACCGUAGCUCCGCAGAAGAACAGAGGGACUGCAAAUACUCUCCCCACGAUGAAGGCGACAAUUCAGGCCGUUUCAAGACUGACUCUGGCUCGUUUUACCUUCACCCCUUGGACACAAGCAAGUCUGGCCAGACAACGCCAGAGCUUCAACCCUCAUCCGGAUUAUCGGCAUCAACCAGGGCCGAUAGCGAGACCGCCAGCCCAGCCAUCUUCAACCACUCGUUCGGAAUCUUCCCGCCGACCAACGACUCUGUUGAUAAAAAGCCCAGGACCAGCGAAAUCCAAGUUUUGGAGACACACUUUGAACACGUGUCACAUGACUCAGUAUACACACACGUGAUUUCAGAUAUCCAUGAAGACGAUGAAUACCAUAUCGAUGAGCCCGCCUACUCUCGAACCGGCUCCUCCACUCUAAGCAAGUGCAACUCGCAGGAAAGUAUGAUGUUGUCUCGCGCUGCCUCGAUUGUGCGUAAACAUCGCUCUUCCACCUCCACCAACAGCGUUCCAGACCUCAUCCAUAGUCCGAACUGCAGCCGUGAGAUGGUUGAUCGUGAGGCACCAAGCAGCCCAUUGGCGGAUAAGCCAGUGAUGCCACGCCCUUCUGCUUCUCCAGUUUACUCGCGAUCUCUCCCAUUUGGCCGUGAAGGCGUGCAUCGCAUGCCAUUCGCAUCUGUCUCUGGCAUCGAUCCUACUGCAAUCCCAUCCAUCCCAAUGCACGAUCGCUCCAAGUCCGCGUCAGUUUUAGAAUCCUCUGACUGUCCAGGCGCCAGGGCAACACGAAAGCGCUCUUCAACUUUAACUCGUGGAGGCGUUCGUAAGAACCGGCCUUCAUACUCGCUGUUCCCGGUUGCUGGAGCACCAGCGCCACGAGUCAGCUAA